This is a messenger RNA of Bombina bombina (fire-bellied toad), 2210 nucleotides long. It is a transcript of the gene TMX3, whose product is annotated as thioredoxin related transmembrane protein 3. The record is from RefSeq and is a predicted model, not a curated record. Gene Ontology annotation, cellular component: endoplasmic reticulum. Gene Ontology annotation, biological process: peptidyl-cysteine oxidation. The transcript is spliced from 16 exons. Gene Ontology annotation, molecular function: protein disulfide isomerase activity. Bases 76 to 1446 code for a protein of 456 amino acids. Lineage: Eukaryota; Metazoa; Chordata; Amphibia; Anura; Bombinatoridae.
CCACGAGGGCGUGCCUGACUGCAAGCUGCUUGCAAGCUCUAAAACGAUUUCCUUCCGGUAUCACAUCCUCUGAAUAUGGCAGCUACCGGGUUUCGCUUCAUCCUUGCAACAGUUGCAGCUUCUUCUUUUCUAUUGGCCAUCAGAUCUGUUUCUGCAUUAGUAGAAGAUUUGGAUGACUCAUUUAAGGAAAACCGAAAAGAUGACAUCUGGCUUGUGGAUUUUUAUGCACCGUGGUGUGGUCACUGCAAGAAACUUGAACCCGUUUGGAAUGAAGUUGGUAUAGAGAUGAGAGUUAGUGGGACGCCAGUACGAGUUGGAAAGAUGGAUGCUACUCUUUAUUCAAGUGUAGCUUCAGAAUUUGGGGUUAGAGGAUUUCCAACUAUAAAGCUAUUAAAAGGAGAAAUGGCCUAUAACUACAGAGGUCCUAGAACAAAGGAGGAUAUCAUUGAGUUUGCAAACAGAGUUGCCGGGCCACUGAUUCGUCCUCUGCCAAGCCAACAAAUGUUUGAGCACGUACAAAAACGACACCGUGUACUUUUUGUGUAUGUUGGUGGUGAAUCAACUCUAAAGGAGAAAUACAUUGAAGUUGCUUCAGAACUUAUCGUAUAUACUUACUUCUUUUCAACAUCAGAAGAAGUUUUGCCUGAGUAUGUAACGCUCAAUGAAGUCCCCGCUGUCCUUGUUUUUAAAGAUUCUACUUAUUUUAUUUAUGAUGAAUAUGAAGAUGGUGAUUUAUCUUCUUGGGUGAAUAAAGAGAGAUUUGAGGGAUAUCUCCAUGUGGAUGGCUUUACACUGUAUGAGCUUGGAGACACAGGAAAGUUAGUGGCUGUUGCAGUAAUUGAUGAUAAAAACAAUUCUGCUGAGCAUACAAGAUUGAAAUCUAUUGUUCAAGAAGUUUCUAGAGACUACAGAGAACAUUUCCAUCGAGACUUUCAGUUUGGGCAUAUGGAUGGAAGCGACUACAUUAAUAGCCUUCUUAUGGAUGAACUUAAUGUACCUACUUUUGUUGUGCUGAACACAUCAAAUCAACAGUAUUUUCUACCAAGCAAAGGAAUAGAAAACACAGAAGACAUGAUUCAAUUUAUUAAUAGCAUUCUGGAUGGAACAGCAGAUGCUCAGGGCGGCGAUGGAAUACUGCAGAGAAUCAAGAGAGUAGUUUACGAUGCCAAAUCUACAGUAGUGUCUGUAUUUAAGAGUUCGCCUCUUCUCGGCUGCUUUCUCUUCGGUCUGCCACUGGGUGUCAUCAGCAUAAUGUGUUAUGGAAUCUGCACAGCCGACACGGACGACGGUCCAGAGGAAAUGACAAGGAAGGAUGUUAUAGAUCCAGACAUAACAGACGAGGGAAGUGAAGGUGAACAGGAUGGCGAAAGAAACAGAGAGAGCUCCUCUGACGUGUCAGAUGAAAACCACGAAGAAAAAGAAUUUAUUGAAAAGAAAAAGGAUUAACUUUUAUGAAAAAUGUGUAAUUUUCUAGCAAUCCAAAACAAACUUAUUUAUUACAUUCUACCACUGAUUUAAAAUAAACGUAAUGGCUCAGUGACAGAAAUACUUGGCAUGAAUUUCAUUGCAUUUGUAAAAUUACAAGGGGUAUCUGCAAAAACAAUAAAACAUUUGGAAAACAAAGACACAUAAUAGGGCUUGUGUUUCUACUGCUGUGUAGUUUAACCCAAAAUGCCAUUUUACUUCUAUGUUACAUCGCUUUGGAAAAUGUGCAUCACAAGAUUUAUAUCAGUGCAGUUUGGCCUAGUUUAGUUCCUGAAUUUUUAAUAGCUUAUUGUAGUUCACUAAUGUUCUUGCAGGUCACUUUUUUUUUUUUUACAAAAUAAGAAGCUUAAAAAUGGAAUUCGUUUUAUUAUGCCAGUGCCUAAAUAAAAUCGAUACUACAUAAUAUGCUUUUCACAUGUGAUAACUGAUCUAUGUUAAAAGUAGUAAAGCAUAGAUUUUAGUUAUUUUUAUAGCUUCUUCUGAAUACAUCACUAAUUUAGUUUUUGUAAUAUUCAUUUGUAGUAUUAAUAAUAGUCUUAACAGUUUAUUCAUGCUCAACUGUGUUCUAGCGUAACAGACAUUCCCCUGUCAUACACACUGUGUAGUUCUUAACAUUUGUAUCCUAAUCUGCAGCUGUUUUAUAUAUUUAGCAGGGUUUUUUUGUGACCUCUAUAUAGAUAAUUAUAAAUAGUGUAAUUGUAUAAAUAAUCUUUUUACAAAACCAA